GCCGCCGCUGAGCCCCGAGCGGCCCCGGACGGCCCCGAGAGGCCCCGAGCGUGCCGGGCCCGCCGCCCGCGAUCUGCGCCCUGAGGGAGAGGAGAGGGAAAAAUGGGAGAAUUUGGGGAGGAAUUCCCUGCACAGAGUGAGGCCAGAGCAGCCCCGAGCCCUGCCAGGAGGAAUUCUGCCACGGGAGGGUUCUGGCGCCGGUGACGAGCGAUGGGGUAUGAUGUGGCUCGGUUCCAGGGGGACGUGGACGAGGACCUGAUCUGCCCCAUCUGCGCGGGGGUCCUGGAGGAGCCGGUGCAGGCGCCGCACUGCGAGCACGCCUUCUGCAAUGCCUGCAUCACGCAGUGGUUCUCGCAGCAGCAGACGUGCCCCGUGGACCGCAGCGUGGUGACGGUGGCCCACCUGCGCCCGGUGCCGCGCAUCAUGCGCAACAUGCUCUCCAAGCUGCAGAUCACCUGCGACAACGCCGUCUUCGGCUGCACGGCCGUGGUGCGCCUCGACAACCUCAUGGCUCACCUCAACGACUGCGAGCACAACCCCAAGCGCCCCGUCACCUGCGAGCAGGGAUGCGGGUUGGAGAUGCCCAAGGACGAGCUGCCCAACCACAACUGCAUCAAGCACCUGCGCUCGGUGGUGCAGCAGCAGCAGACGAGGAUUGCAGAGCUGGAGAAAACCUCAGCUGAGCACAAGCACCAGCUGGCCGAGCAGAAGAGGGACAUCCAGCUGCUCAAGGCCUACAUGAGGGCGAUCCGCAGUGUCAACCCCAACCUGCAGAACCUGGAGGAGACCAUCGAGUACAACGAGAUCCUGGAGUGGGUGAACUCUCUGCAGCCGGCGCGGGUGACGCGCUGGGGCGGCAUGAUCUCCACGCCGGACGCCGUCCUUCAGGCCGUCAUCAAGCGCUCGCUGGUGGAGAGCGGCUCGGCGUCCAUCACCAACGAGCUGAUCGAGAACGCGCACGAGCGCAACUGGCCGCAGGGGCUGGCCACGCUGGAGACGCGGCAGAUGAACCGCAGAUACUACGAGAACUACGUGGCCAAACGCAUCCCCGGCAAGCAGGCCGUGGUGGUGAUGGCCUGCGAGAACCAGCACAUGGGAGAGGACAUGGUGCUGGAGCCGGGGCUCGUCAUGAUCUUCGCUCACGGAGUGGAGGAGAUCUGA
Molecule: messenger RNA, 1161 nt
Organism: Melozone crissalis (California towhee)
Lineage: Eukaryota; Metazoa; Chordata; Aves; Passeriformes; Passerellidae
Product: E3 ubiquitin-protein ligase NRDP1-like
Biological process (GO): positive regulation of JNK cascade; tumor necrosis factor-mediated signaling pathway; regulation of canonical NF-kappaB signal transduction
Cellular component (GO): plasma membrane signaling receptor complex
Molecular function (GO): zinc ion binding; ubiquitin protein ligase activity
Source: RefSeq, a predicted model, not a curated record